Molecule: messenger RNA, 537 nt
Organism: Cryptomeria japonica (Japanese cedar)
Lineage: Eukaryota; Viridiplantae; Streptophyta; Pinopsida; Cupressales; Cupressaceae
Exons: 1
Coding region: 1-537 (178 amino acids)
Biological process (GO): protein deubiquitination; ubiquitin-dependent protein catabolic process
Cellular component (GO): cytoplasm
Molecular function (GO): cysteine-type deubiquitinase activity
Source: RefSeq, a predicted model, not a curated record
AUGGAAUCCAAUCCAGAAGUUAUGAACUCCUUCUUCCGAAAAGUUGGAGUCAAACCUCACAUGAAUGUCGUUGAUGUUCUUGGGUUUGACGAUGAACUCUUGCAGAUGGUGGAGGGUAAAGUUGAGGGUUUGUUAUUGUGUUACCCCAUUAAAGAAGGCACUAACCUCAAAGUCGAUGAGGAUGCUAAGAGUAGACUUUACUUCAUGCGUCAGACUAUUCGCAAUGCAUGUGCUACUAUGGCUCUCAUACACCUGCUGGCGAAUCAAUGCACCGAUGAUGACUUUGAAUCGAAUUCGUCCAUGAAAGAGUUCAUUAGAGAAUCUAAACAGCUCGAACCAGAAGUUAAAGCAAAUAAGUUUGAAUCGUGUGAAACAAUAGCUACUGCUCAUGAGAAGGCGAGUGUGGAAGGUCAAACAGAAGCACCUGCUGCUUCUGAAUCAGUGGAGUACCAUUUUAUCAGUAUCAUACACAACAAUAACACAAUCUAUGAGAUGGACGGGCGUAAACAAGGUCCAAUCAAUCACGGCCCCCACUAA